AUGGAGAGAGGGCAAGGGAAUCAUUUCCCAAGGAAAAUAGGCAGCAGCUACUCUUCCCGGGGAAGUGACAAUGGAGAAGUCUUGCCCGAGUCACAACCUUCUGCCCCUGGGACUUUGCCUCAGUUCCAGAUGGAGCCAGAGGAUGCCUAUAUCAUCAAAAGCAAUCCCAUCACCCUUCGAUGCCGUGCUAUGCCAGCUCUACAGAUUUUCUUCAAGUGUAACGGGGAAUGGGUGCAUCAAAAUGAACACAUGUCUGAUGAGAGUGCUGUUGAUGGUGCAGGGCAGAAGGUUCGAGAGGUCUUUAUCAAUGUAACCAGACAGCAGGUGGAGGAUUUCCAUGGACCUGAAGACUACUGGUGUCAGUGUGUGGCAUGGGGUGAUCUAGGAACUUCCAAAAGCAGAAGGGCCUCUGUACGGAUAGCUUACUUGAGGAAAAACUUUGAGCAAGACCCCCAAGGAAAAGAAGUACCGAUAGAGGGAAUGAUUGUCCUUCACUGUCGGCCUCCAGAGGGUGUACCCACUGCAGAGGUAGAGUGGCUGAAGAAUGAGGAGCCUAUUGAUUCUGCACUGGACGAUAAUAUUGACACAAGGGCAGAUCAUAACCUUAUAAUACGUCAGGCUCGUCUGUCUGACUCUGGAAAUUAUACGUGCAUGGCAUCUAACAUUGUUGCCAAGAGGAGGAGUGCAUCUGCCACAGUAGUGGUUUAUGUAAAUGGUGGCUGGUCUUCAUGGACAGAGUGGUCUUCUUGCAAUGUCCGUUGUGGCCGAGGGUGGCAGAAACGAUCAAGGACGUGUACCAACCCAGCACCUCUAAAUGGAGGUGCGUUCUGUGAGGGCAUGUCAGUUCAGAAGAUAACAUGCACUUCAUUAUGUCCAGUGGAUGGCAGUUGGGAAGUGUGGAGUGAAUGGUCAGUCUGCAGUCCAGAGUGUGAACAUCAACGUGACAGGGAAUGCACUGCUCCCUCUCCAAGGAAUGGAGGAAAAUCCUGUGAGGGGCUGAGCCAGGAAUCUGAAAACUGCACAGAAGGAUUAUGCAUACAAGAGAAAAAACCUCUUCAUGAAUUAAAACCACAAAGCGCUGAGAAUGCCAGUGACAUUGCCUUGUAUUCUGGUCUAGGAGCAGCCAUCAUUGCUGUAGCUGUACUGGUAGUAGGAGUUACGUUAUACCGAAGGAGUCAGAGCGAGUAUGGCGUGGAUGUUAUUGAUUCGUCUGCCUUGACAGGAGGCUUUCAGACCUUCAAUUUCAAAACUGUCCGACAAGGUAACUCCCUUCUUCUGAACUCAUCUCUUCAACCUGACUUAACUGUGAGCAGAACCUACAGUGGUCCAAUCUGCUUCCAGGACCCAAUGGACAAAGAGCUAAUGACAGAGUCCUCCAUAUUUAACCCAUUAACAGACAUCAAGGUUAAGGUCCAGAGUUCAUUUAUGGUUUCCCUUGGAGUGACAGAGAGACCAGAAUUCCAUGGAAAAACUUUGUCUGGGACAUUUCCUCAUGGGAACAACAGGUGCUUUGGUACUUUACAUGGAAGAAACAAAACCCCAUACAUCCAGAACCUUUCUUCUAUUUCAUCCAAGCCAGAGAUGAGAGUAAGUGGAUUCUUUGGUCACCAAGGAGGACGACUGGUGAUGCCAAAUGCAGGGGUGAGCCUGCUGAUCCCACACGAGGCUCUACCAGAAGACAGCUCUUGGGAAAUCUUUCUGUCAGUCAAUCAGGGGGAACCAAGCUUGCAGCUGGAUGGAGCCGAGAUUCUCCUGGGACCAGAGGUAACUUGCGGACCACUUGAUAUGACCUUGUCUACUCCUGUGGCCUUAACGAUCCCGCAUUGUGCCGAGAUCAGCUGUGAACACUGGAAUAUCCGACUGAAGAGAAGAUCCCAGCAGGGCAAAUGGGAGGAAGUGAUGGCUACUGAUGAUGAAACCACGUCAUUUUAUUGCCUUUUGGACCCCUUCACUUGCCAUAUUCUUUUGGACAGUUUUGGAACUUAUGCCUUGGUAGGGGAACCUCUCACAGACUGUGCAGUUAAAGAGCUCAAAGUAGCCGUGUUUGGCUGCAUGUCCUGUAAUUCUCUGGAUUACAACUUGAGGGUGUACUGCAUAGACAACACACCCUGUGCAUUUCAGGAAGUGCUUUGCGAUGAAAGGCAUCAAGGAGGACAACUGCUGGAAGAGCCAAAGUUGCUUCAUUUCAAGGGGAAUACCUUUAGCAUUCAAAUAUCUGUUCUUGACAUCCCUCCUUUUCUCUGGAGGAUCAAACCAUUUACAGCAUGUCAGGAGGUCCCAUUCUCCCGCGUUUGGUGCAGCAACCAGCAGCCACUGCACUGUGCCUUCUCCCUGGAGCGUUACACGCCAGCCACCACCCAGCUGUCUUGUAAGAUCUGCGUCCGACAGGUCAAAGGUCAUGAGCUUAUUCUUCAGGUCCAGACUUCAAUUCUGGAGAAUGAACGAGAAACCAUAGCUUUCUUUGCACCAGAGGACAACACUUACCUGGCACACACUGGUCCUAAAGCCUUCAAAAUCCCUCACUCCAUCAGGCAGAGGAUAUGUGCAACGUUUGACACACCCAACUCCAAAGGAAAGGACUGGCAGCUGUUAGCACAGAAACUUUCUAUAAACAGGAACUUGAGCUACUUUGCCACUAAAAGCAGCCCAUCAUCUGUUAUAUUGGACCUAUGGGAAGCAAGGCAUCCAUAUGAUGGAAACCUGGAUUCUUUGGCCUGUGCUCUAGAGGAGAUAGGGAGGACACAAACCAAACUUUCACUAGUGACAGAGACUCAUGCAGAAGAUUCAGACUUCAGCUACAGUACACAAAAUGGCCUUUGA
Messenger RNA from Bombina bombina (fire-bellied toad), 2820 nucleotides. It is a transcript of the gene UNC5D, whose product is annotated as unc-5 netrin receptor D. The transcript is spliced from 17 exons. Gene Ontology annotation, molecular function: netrin receptor activity; protein binding. Gene Ontology annotation, biological process: netrin-activated signaling pathway. The coding region runs from base 1 to 2820 and encodes 939 amino acids. NCBI's taxonomy places the organism in Eukaryota, Metazoa, Chordata, Amphibia, Anura, Bombinatoridae. Gene Ontology annotation, cellular component: membrane. The record is from RefSeq and is a predicted model, not a curated record.